AUCACGUGAGGAGCACUCAAUCACCUGACACACCAAGUUAUUUCUCAACAACUUGGGUGGAUCGUGAUCGUUGCUUGAGAGGAAAUACGUUCUUUUUUUCUGGCGAAAAUCUUCCAAAGGAACCCAAAGAUGGCAGGCAUGACAAUGUGGUGGACUUUGCUGGUGGUGUGUGUCACUGUGCUCGCCGUUCCCAGCCCAAGAGAGACUCAAAAAUGGUCGAAAAUCUCCGAAGAUGAGAUCGUAAAACUGAACACCGAGUCCAACGCCGACGCACCCAACUACAAAAUCGGCGUUGGCAUAGCUGACAUCACAGGCCCGGCAGCAGAAGUCAACAUGAUGGGCUACGCCAACCCUUCUCAAGUAACUGGCGGUAUUCACCUCCGACAGUUCAGCCGAGCGUUCAUCAUCGCCGACAUCAACAAACCAGACAACCGAGCCGUCUUUGUCAGUAUUGACGCUGGAAUGCAAGAUCAGCUUGUCACGCUGGAGGUUAUUAAACUGCUGCAGGCCAAAUACAAGGAUCUGUAUUCUAUCAAGAAUAUUGCCAUCAGCGGAACACAUUCCCACUCCGGAGUUGCCGGCUUUCUGGAACAUCUUCUUUUCCAAGUGACGUCUCUUGGCUUCAUCCCGGAGGCAUUCCAUGCCCAAGUCAACGGCAUCGCUCAGAGUAUAGAGAAUGCCCACAACAACAUGGUGGAUGGCAACAUCUACUACAACUCCGGCAAUCUUACGAAGUCUAACAUCAAUCGAAGCCCCAGUGCCUACCUAAACAAUCCUAAGGAAGAACGAGAAAAAUACACGGCCAACGUGGACCAACUGAUGACCGUCUUGAAGCUGGUCGACAAGAAUGGUGGCGACCUCGGCAUGAUCAAUUGGUUUGCGGUUCACGGUACGAGCAUGAACAACACCAAUCAUCUCAUCAGCGGAGACAAUAAAGGCUACGCCUCGCAGUUGAUGGAGGGUUAUUUUAACAAAGAUGUCAGGCCGGGCAAGGGGAAGUUCGUUGCUGCAUUUGCGUCGUCAAAUCUCGGUGACGUUUCUCCAAACACUCAAGGAGCGAAAUGCAUCGACACUGGCAAGUCGUGUGACUUCAACUCUAGUACCUGCGGUGGCAAGAAUGAGAAGUGCAUUGCGUUUGGGCCAGGGGUGGACAUGUUCGAUAGUACCAGGAUUAUUGCAGAAUAUCAGUACAAGAAGGCAAUGGACCUGUACAAAAGCGCAACGAAAAUGUUAACCGGUCCCGUCAGUACGGUCCACCAGUAUCUGGACAUGACCGAUCAGACUGUUGUUUACAACAGCACAUUCUGGGGUAAGACUUGCAAGGCAGCGAUGGGCUUCAGUUUUGCCGCCGGAACCACGGACGGACCGGGAGCGUUUAAUUUCAAACAAGGAGACACAGAAGGAGACGCGUUCUGGAAAUUUAUCGUGUCCUUUAUCAAGAAGCCGUCUGCCCAAAUGGUGGAGUGCCAAAAACCCAAACCAAUCCUGCUUCCAGUCGGAGAGAUGCUUGAGCCGUAUCCAUGGGGACCGUCCAUUGUGGACACACAGAUGAUUCGCAUUGGUCAGUUUGCCGUUGUCGCGGUACCCGGAGAAUUCACAACAAUGUCUGGGCGCAGAACACGUGACGCAGUACAGAAGAGCCUGAUGGAGCACGGAAUGUCAAACGAUACAGUUGUCGUAUUAGCCGGUCUCACCAAUACAUAUGCGGAUUACAUCGCAACCUAUGAAGAAUACCAGGUCCAGCGUUACGAGGGGGCUUCGACGGUCUUCGGUCCACAUACCCUGCAAGGUUACAUCAACCAGUUCGUUAAACUCUCCGAGUUUCUCGCAAAGGGUACCGAGGCUCCAACCGGUCCCAUUCCAAAGAAUCUCUUGAGUAAAAUGGUCUCUCUACUUCCGCCGGUAGUGUUUGAUGAAGUGCCUCCGUUCCAAAAGUUCGGAGGAGUGGCCCACGAUGCGGAGAAAUCAUACAAGCGGAACACAACUGCCAGUGCCGUAUUCCAUGCUGGAAACCCCAGGAACAACUUGAGGACCGGCGAUACCUUCAUGUCGAUCGAGUUCAAAGAUCCAAAAACCGGAAACUUCUCGGAGAUGUUCAGCGAUUCGGACUGGUGUACCAGGUUCUACUGGAAGCGAACCGAGGAAAUCCUUGGAUAUAGCAAGGCGACGACCUGGUGGCACAUUCCCCCGACGGUGCCCACCGGUACCUACCGGUUCCGCGUGUACGGCAACGCAAAGCACAUCAUCGAAGGCGUGAAGGCAUACGACGGUGUGUCGCGGGAGUUUACGGUGACCGCUUAGAUGGAUCAAUCAGGGCCAAGUUCGGGCAAGGACCAUUAGUCGACUAGUGGUUGAUUUGUGACGUACCUUACGCCUGCGCACUGGUAGCAACGUGCGAACGUCUCUAGUUA
Messenger RNA from Patiria miniata (bat star), 2411 nucleotides. It is a transcript of the gene asah2, whose product is annotated as neutral ceramidase-like. Gene Ontology annotation, cellular component: extracellular region. Gene Ontology annotation, molecular function: N-acylsphingosine amidohydrolase activity. NCBI's taxonomy places the organism in Eukaryota, Metazoa, Echinodermata, Asteroidea, Valvatida, Asterinidae. The transcript is spliced from 19 exons. Gene Ontology annotation, biological process: ceramide catabolic process; sphingosine biosynthetic process; long-chain fatty acid biosynthetic process. The record is from RefSeq and is a predicted model, not a curated record. Bases 130 to 2301 code for a protein of 723 amino acids.